UUUUCCCGAAAACCGCAUAACCGGGUCCACGGGUCCAUGUAGCCCACAUAAUACCCUCCCUCUCUCCUCCCUCCAUCUCUCUCUCGCUCAAACUCUCUUGCUCGGAAGGCUUCGGGAUCAGAUCUCGCGGAACCCUAGAUUCGCUCAAUCGAAGAUCAUGGGCCAUGAAUUCAGAGACUACUCAAAGGACUCUUGCCCUUCCGUGAAGAACAUUUUACUUCUGGAUUCAGAGGGGAAGCGUGUGGCUGUCAAGUACUUUUCAGAUGAUUGGCCUACUCAUGCUGCAAAGUUGGCCUUUGAGAAGUCUGUCUUCACAAAGACUUUGAAGACAAAUGCACGCACGGAAGCUGAGAUAACAAUGUUUGACGGUUAUCUCGUUGUCUACAAGUUUAUUCACGACCUGCACUUCUUUGUUACUGCGGGUGAUGAUGAGAAUGAACUCAUCUUGGCGAGUGUUCUUCAGGGUUUCUAUGAUGCUGUUACCCUUCUCCUGAGGAAUGAUGUUGAGAAGAGGACUGCACUUGAGAACUUGGACCUGAUUCUUCUUUGCAUUGAUGAAAUUGCUGAUGGCGGGAUAAUCUUGGAAACAGAUGCAAAUGUCAUUGCCGGAAAAGUCGCGACUAAUGCCGUUGACGGUGCUGUUCCCUUUUCGGAGCAGACAAUCUCGCAAGCUCUAGCUACAGCAAGGGAGCACCUCGCGAGAUCUCUUCUCAAGUGAUGGGUUCGGCAGCUCUCCUCUCUUCUCUUCUCUUCGAUUUUAAGUUUCAAUGGGCAAUACCUUUGUGUAAUGAAACCUCAAUUAUUCACUUCUCGAUGCUUGUACUUGACCUGUAGUUUUACAGCUCUAAUACGCAGGAGUGCAUUUAUAUUACUGCUCAA
This is a messenger RNA of Ananas comosus (pineapple), 879 nucleotides long. RefSeq names its product coatomer subunit zeta-2. The record is from RefSeq and is a predicted model, not a curated record. NCBI's taxonomy places the organism in Eukaryota, Viridiplantae, Streptophyta, Magnoliopsida, Poales, Bromeliaceae. The transcript is spliced from 7 exons. Gene Ontology annotation, biological process: intracellular protein transport; retrograde vesicle-mediated transport, Golgi to endoplasmic reticulum; intra-Golgi vesicle-mediated transport. Gene Ontology annotation, cellular component: COPI vesicle coat. The coding region runs from base 158 to 718 and encodes 186 amino acids.